AUGUGUGGCAUCUUCGCUUGUCACAACCACCCCGACGUCGAGAAGUUCAAGCCGACGGCUUUGAAGCUUGCGAAGCUCGUCCGCCAUCGCGGUCCUGAUUGGAUCCUGUGCCAUGAACGCCUCAGCAUUGUUGGCGUUGAUAGUGGAGCGCAGCCCCUCGUUAGCGAUGAUGAGGACAUUAUCCUCGCCGUCAAUGGCGAGAUCUACAACCACAGGUUGCUUCGGAAGGGCCUGAAGAAGCCCUACCCCUUCAAGACACACUCGGACUGCGAGGUUAUCAUCCCGCUGUACAAGGAGCAUGGCCUUGAUACGCCGAAGUAUCUCGAUGGCAUGUUCUCCUGGGUCCUGUACGACAAGAAGCUGAACCGCGCGAUUGCCGCCCGCGACCCCAUCGGUAUCACCACCUUCUAUAUCGGCUGGUCGUCGAAGGAGCCAGGUACCGUUUACUUUGCCUCGGAGUUGAAGUGCCUGCACACCGUGUGCGACAAGAUCCAGUCCUUCCCUCCCGGUCAUGUCUUUGACAGUGCAACGGGUCAAAUCACCCGCUACUUUGAGCCGACCUGGUGGGACGGCUCCCGCAUCCCUCAGAAGCCUGCGGACCUGAAGCUUCUCCGCGAGACUCUUGAGAAGUCCGUCAGGAAACGUCUCAUGGCCGAGGUUCCUUAUGGCGUCCUUCUGUCUGGCGGUCUCGACUCGAGCUUGGUUGCUUCGAUCGCGCAGCGAGAGACCCUCAGGCUGAAGAAGCUGGCCGAGGAGCAGGCGGCCACUGUUAACGGCAAUGAUGAUGAGGGGCUUGUCGGCAUCGGUGAGGACAACAAGCUGAGGACGAAGACCCUGAUGCCUGAGCUCAACUCCUUCUCGAUCGGUCUGCCGGGCGCCCCCGACAACGAGGCUGCGCUGGAGGUAGCCAAGUUCCUGGGCACCAAGCAUCACAUCAUUACCUUCACCAUCGAGGACGGCCUGAAUGCCCUGUCGGAUGUCAUCUACCACCUCGAGACCUAUGACGUGACCACAAUCCGUGCCUCAACCCCGAUGUACCUGCUCUCCCGCAAAAUCAAGUCCAUGGGCAUCAAGAUGGUUCUCAGCGGUGAGGGCAGUGACGAGAUCUUUGGCGGCUACCUCUACUUCCACGGCGCGCCCAGCAAGGAGGCCUUCCACGAGGAGUGCGUGCGCCGUGUCAAGAAUCUGCACUUGGCUGACUGCCUGCGUGCCAACAAGUCGACCUCUGCCUGGGGUCUUGAGGCCCGUGUGCCCUUCCUCGACAAGGAGUUCCUUGAGGUUGCGCUCAACAUCGACCCCCAGGAAAAGCUCAUCCAGGGCGAGCGCAUUGAGAAGUACAUCUUGCGCAAGGCAUUCGAUACCUCGGACGAGCCAGACGCUCAGCCCUACCUGCCCGACAGCAUCCUCUGGCGCCAGAAGGAGCAGUUCUCGGACGGUGUCGGUUAUGGCUGGAUCGACGCCCUCAAGGAUGCAGCUGAGAAGCACGUCACGGAUGAGAUGAUGCGCAACCCCAAGCCGGAGUGGGGUGACGACAUCCCGGACACCAAGGAGGCUUACUGGUACCGUUUGAUGUUCGAUGAGCAUUUCCCUCCUCACUGCGCCUCUACUGUUAAGAGAUGGAUUCCCAAGUGGUCGAAGCAGACCGAUCCCAGCGGCAGAGCUAUUUCGAUUCACAAGGCGAAGUACGCCGAUGCGUAA
Messenger RNA from Thermochaetoides thermophila DSM 1495, 1698 nucleotides. Its product is annotated as asparagine synthetase [glutamine-hydrolyzing]-like protein. Bases 1 to 1698 code for a protein of 565 amino acids. The record is from RefSeq and is a predicted model, not a curated record. The transcript has 8 exons. Gene Ontology annotation, molecular function: asparagine synthase (glutamine-hydrolyzing) activity. Gene Ontology annotation, cellular component: cytosol. NCBI's taxonomy places the organism in Eukaryota, Fungi, Ascomycota, Sordariomycetes, Sordariales, Chaetomiaceae.